UGUUCGGGUAUUACUCCUACCUGCUCGCGAUGUUCUCCCCAAGAUGUCGACUGCAAAUGGGUCACUGAGUCCGCAAUGAUGUAUCGGCGGGCGAUUGCUAAGUGUCUUGAAGAGCUCGAAAAGCUCGAAAAGGUGAACAGCGAUCUCCACGAGCUGGUCAGAGAACUUUCUUCACGGCCGGAGGCCGAAGCUGUCGAAAUAUUUCAUCGGUUACGAACGUCAGGCGACGCGUUCCACGUCUUGCACCUCGUCCGGACAGGCGACCUUCUACGGAGAAAGCAACCCAACGAGGCUGGCGAAAGAUCAAAGUAG
This is a messenger RNA of Colletotrichum acutatum, 312 nucleotides long. RefSeq lists its product as uncharacterized. The annotation marks the transcript as partial. Gene Ontology annotation, biological process: regulation of DNA-templated transcription. Gene Ontology annotation, molecular function: zinc ion binding; DNA-binding transcription factor activity, RNA polymerase II-specific. The transcript has a single exon. The record is from RefSeq and is a predicted model, not a curated record. NCBI's taxonomy places the organism in Eukaryota, Fungi, Ascomycota, Sordariomycetes, Glomerellales, Glomerellaceae.